CUCCUCCACCAACCGGCCAUCGCCCACCGGCCCACGAGCACCAUCUCUCCUCUCUGCUCCGCGAGUGGCCUUUUGCCCACCUAAGCCGCCUCCCCAUCCUCUGCUUGCUCCGGCGGGCGGCGAGCGCCCCGCCGGACCGACGACGACCUCGCCGUCGAGCUGGUGGCCGCUCAACCUCUAGCGCUCGCAGGGAUCCCGGGAAGCCUCCCUCGGCCGCGUCACCACCGGCAUCUGGUGCUUUCCGCUCCCACCACAGUGUGCUGCUCUCGUCAGUUGCCACCGCCCGACUCGGCGCUCCGGAGCCCAGAUCUUGGUUCCGGAGGAUCCUCUCCGGCGAUGGAUUUCGUGAAGGUUUUCGAUCAGGCCGUGCGGGAGAUAAAGAGGGAGGUCAAUUUGAAGGUGCUCAAGGUUCCAGAGCUCGAACAGAAGGUACUUGAUGCAACAAGCGAUGAACCUUGGGGCCCUCAUGGUACUACUCUUUCAGAGCUAUCACAUGCCACCAAGAAGUUCGCUGAAUGUCAGAUGGUAAUGAGUGUCCUCUGGACUAGGCUGUCUGAGCGAGGCUCGAAAUGGCGUCACGUGUAUAAGGCUUUGACAAUUAUUGAGUACUUAAUAGCCAAUGGUUCUGAGCGGGCAGUUGAUGACAUUCUUGAUCACUAUUCAAAGAUCUCGGUUCUUUCAAGUUUUGAAUAUGUGGAACCUAAUGGAAAAGAUGCUGGAAUAAAUGUGAGAAAGAAAGUCGAAACUAUAUUGGGACUCAUAAAUGACAAGGAGAAAAUAAAGUCUGUAAGAGAGAAAGCCGCCAGUAAUCGUGACAAGUAUGUUGGGCUAUCAUCGACAGGGAUAACAUAUAAGUCAAGCUCUGCUUCAUUUGGUAGCAACUAUAGUUCUGGUGAACGUUAUGGGAGUUUUAGUGGUACAAGGGAAGGUGAUUCAUACGGUGACAGUUAUAGGGAUAAAGAACCUGUUAAAUCCUCUCCAAGUUAUACUGGCAGCCAGAAAUCUGGCAGCAGGAUAAAAAAGGAUGUGAAUAGAAGGAAUGAGGAUUCACCGAGCUCCUUGAAGUCUAAUGCAAAAGGCAAUGAGGACGAUUUUGAUGAUUUUGAUCCUCGUGGAUCUUCUUCAAAUGGUGCAGCUAAUACAAACACCAGUGGCGUGGAUCUUUUUGCCCCAAACUUAUUGGAUGAUUUCAUCGAUGUGCCUGCAGCAGCAACUCAUGAAACAAACGACUCUGCAGACGCUCAGGUUGAUCUGUUUGCUGAUGCAGAUUUCCAAUCAGCAAUACCAAGUACAGAAACAGCUGCGGGUUCAGAUGUCCAGGGCAAUGUAGACCUUUUUGCGGAACAGCCAGCCUUCACAGCAGCCUUUCCACCACAGACAGGGUUUAUUCCACCACCAAGUUCUGGGACAUCUGAAGCAAAUACUUCCACGUCUAAGAACACAACUCCUGAACCUUUUGAUCCUUUUGGUGCUAUUCCUAUAAACAGCUUUGAUGGAUCUGAUCCAUUUGGUGCCUUCAACUCCGAUGUUGGAUCAUCUAGUAUACCACCACCCACGCAGAGUUCUGUUGGAAAUAUCAGCACACCAAGUCAGAACCCUCAAGCAGCAUCUGACUUUGGUGGCUUUGUGUCGAGCACUGUAGAAACAGCAGCUAAGGACCCCUUUGAUUUUUCAAGUAGCAAUCUUGGGAAAACACCUUUGGCAGAUCCAAAGGCUGAUGCAUCCGAUUUUGGUGCCUUUGUAUCGCACAGUGAGGAAGUAGCCAAGGAUCCUUUUGAUCUUUCUUUGAGUACCAGCUCUGGAAGGACAAACCAAGCACCUCUGGCGGCUCCCAAGUCAGAUACCAAGAAAGAAAAUUUUCAGGUCAAGUCUGGCAUAUGGGCUGACUCAUUGAGCCGUGGACUGAUUGAUCUGAACAUAACUGGACCAAAGAAGGUGAACUUAGCCGACGUUGGGAUUGUCGGUGGCCUCGAUGACGGGUCUGAUGAUAAAGCUCUGCCCUCAUGGACCAUGGGUGCAGGAGGUUCCAGCCUAGGAAUGUCCGGAAUUCCUUCAUCUACACAAAGUGGUGGCAUUGAGAGCUUAGCUAACUACAACAAGUACCAGUUUGGCUUUAAAUGAGCUUUCAUGUGAGGCUUUCUAGUAUAUGCCGGUUAUUGUCGGAAUGUCGGCUUGUGCCUUAUUUAUUUUUUGUUGAUUCUAUUCUCCCCUCUUUUGAUGCUUACAUUCCUUUACAAUCGCCUCCAAGGAUCGUGAUCUUGGUUCGUCUUGUCGCGCUUGUAUUGUAUUUAUUGGAUUUGCGGAUGAGAGACUCCUACCUAUAUCACACCCUGAUUCAAUUUAACUGUACUGUUAUUUCACAAUCGUGUUAA
Molecule: messenger RNA, 2372 nt
Organism: Oryza sativa Japonica Group (Japanese rice)
Lineage: Eukaryota; Viridiplantae; Streptophyta; Magnoliopsida; Poales; Poaceae
Product: clathrin interactor EPSIN 1
Biological process (GO): endocytosis
Cellular component (GO): clathrin vesicle coat; endosome; plasma membrane
Molecular function (GO): clathrin binding; phospholipid binding
Source: RefSeq, a predicted model, not a curated record